This is a messenger RNA of Epithele typhae, 999 nucleotides long. RefSeq lists its product as uncharacterized. NCBI's taxonomy places the organism in Eukaryota, Fungi, Basidiomycota, Agaricomycetes, Polyporales, Epitheliaceae. The coding region runs from base 1 to 999 and encodes 332 amino acids. The record is from RefSeq and is a predicted model, not a curated record. The transcript has 5 exons.
AUGAAGACCUUCUCGACUGUUUUCGUGGUCCUCGCCGUCUGGGCGCACACGCUCGCCCUCGCGAGCCCCCACCUUCGCAUCCGCCAGGACACCCCCACUUCAGGGAACGGCACCGGCACGGACACGAGCCCGAUGUGCCCCGGGUCGACGCCCCAGCUCGUGUCCUCUACGAGCCUCGCGGUCACCGAGCUCGGGGCGUCGAUCGAGCUUUCGACGUUUUCGUGCGCGGCGGCGGCGGAAGCGGCGGUCGCGCUGCACGCGAACCACGUCGAGAGCGAGGGGCUCCUCGGCGGCGUGCUCGACGGGCUCCUGUGGUGGCUGUUCCCGCCGUACCCGCCGGCGAAGACGACGACGACGACGACGACGACGAGCACGAAGACAAGCACGAAGACCAGCACAAAGACCAGCACGAAGACGACGACGAAGACGAGCGUGCCGCCGGCGUCGACGGUGACCACGACGGUGACCUCGGUCGGGACCACGACCGAGACCGACACCGCGACAUUGACUGAGACCGCCACCGCGACCGAAACGGAUACGGAGACUGCGACGGUGACCGUCACGACGUCGGCGGCUGCGCCGAGUGGGACCGUGACUGACGUCUGUGGAGAGAUCUGCACUACCGUGUGCGGAGAGCUGGGACAGCUCCCCCCGGUCUCGGAAGACUGCCAGCAGCUCGUGAACUCAAUCACCAUCCUGAACGGUCAAAUCGGUGAGUUCGAUAUAGCGCCACGGAGCGCACCCAGACUACUCACGGCGAUCCGGACAGCCCCCGAGUUCACGGUCCAGCCGAACCACGUCCAGACGAUCUCCUUUGGAACCUGUCGGUUCUUCUUCGAGAACAACGGGCCCCAGCCGCUCUCGUACUGCUGGACCUCGUUGGCCCAAGUGGCAUCCGCAGCGGCGAGCCAGUGCUUCCCGCCCAACCAGCCCGUCUUGUCCGAGGGCUUGUGCGUUCCUUCUAACGGCCUUUGGGAAGUGGGCGUGGCGCACUCUUGA